UCUCGGAAUUCGGUUCGAAGUCGCGGUCGGAGUUUUGCGCGCUCUCACGUUGCGUCGUUGGGGUUGUGUGUGGGAAAAAGAAGCAACGAAAAAAAACGGCAAAUUUUGGGGCUGAAAGAAUGUGAGAUUUUGUUUGUUUGCGCUUCACUGCUAGUCGCGACAAAUUGCCGUGCAAAUAAAAAUAUUUUCAAGUUCGUUUUUUGGUGCGUUAAGUCUAGUCACUUAAACUACCGCUUAAAAUAAGUGCAAGAAGUGGAGGCAAGGUGAAGCACGUGUGUGCAUUCGAGGAGUGUGGGUGGAGAGUGGCUUGUGUCAGCAUGAAUGAAUUGGUGGUGACACCACAGUCGAGCUUCUGCUGCCGCAGACUUGGAAUCAAUUGAAUAGUGAUUACUACUACAUACUACUGCUUAGUCCGAGGAGAGGUGGUCAUAAAAUAGUGGCCACAAAUCACUUUCAGUCGCCAGUCGGACGUCGGACGCACCGGAACGGGUGUUGGAAGAAGAUUUCCCCUUAAUUUUGAAUCCGAUACCCGAGCUGACGCUCAAGUUUGCAGAAUUUUUCGAGUUUCGCGCGAUAAAAACAAAACAAACAAAUUUGCAAAUUUAGCACGAAUUUUUUUUAUUGUUUCGAUCGCGAGUUGGCCUAUUUUUGUGAGUCGUCGUCGUGAUUGUGGAAGGAAAAAAAUAACUGCUUAGAAGAGCAGAAAAGUUUUUUUUCGAGUCGACGAAGGAGUUCCAGCUGGUUCUGGCUGACUCUGAUUGGGUGGUUGGUUUGAUGCUAGUGUUUGGAGAACCUGAGUAAAUACGAACGAGCUGAUUUUUCCUCUCCUCAUCAAUCUUUUGAAGGAAGCCCAUCCACAAUGAAGUCACAUCACCACGAAAUGGAUACAGGUGGAUAUAUAAAUGAGGAUGAUGAAUUGGAGCCGGUUAUGGAAGACGAAGGUGGCCAGCUCAAAACCAAAAACGGCCAAAAGUACGUCAUCAACAAUGCCCCCCGGGGCAAGUACAUCUCGAGCUUCUGCUGGUACUUUACCAUCUUCCUGGUCACGGCCCUGCUGCUGCUAGCGAUCGUGCUGAUAGUGCUGCUGUUCAACCAGCCGCGGUUAUGUACCAGCGAAAACGGCCACACAAAUGGGAAUUCCUCCAGCUUGGUAGCGACGGGGUCCAUCUUCACGGUCAGUAGUAACGGGAAGGGUACGCCGGAACCGGCGGUGGCCAACGGGAACUCGAACCGGAAUCGGUGCUCGCACGAUCCAAGGUUGAAUACGAACCGGCAGCCUUCCGGUUCGGCGCGGAACGAUGACUACAUUGAUGAUGACAGUGGCGGCGGAAGGGAGGGGGCGCCGGAUGACGAGCAGGACAUUAUUACGCGGAGUUUCGGGUGGAAUCCGGUGCAUUACAAGCUAGUUAUCGAACCCAACUUUGACCGGUCAAUCAACAACGGCACCGUGGUAAUCAACAUACAGAGGGACCUGUCCUACAGCCAAAAACUCCUUCCAAUCAUUCUGGACAUCAACCAAAUUGAAAUCCUCACUUCCCAAGUCCUCGACUCUGAUGGCCAGGACAUCGCGUACGACGCCUACUACGGCCGCAACAACCUGUCGUACCACUUCCGCAUCAAGGAACGCGACGAGGGCGAAAAUCUCCUCAACCUAACCCUGCUGCUGGAGUUCGAAAGCCGCCUCAGCGACACGUUGCAGGGCUUCUACAAGGGUUUCUUCCUGGAGGAAGGUUCCACCGAGGACAAAAGCUGGUUCGCGAGCACGCAAUUUUCGCCGAUUGACGCGCGGCGAGCGUUCCCGUGCUUCGACAGUCCGGACAUGAAGGCGACCUUCGAGAUUUCGUUGGUCCAUCCAGCGGCCAAGCAGAGCGUGCUUUCGAACACGGAGGUGAUCCGGACGUCGGUGGUGCGGCCCGGGUAUUUGAGGGAGGACUUUGAGACGACGCCGCGGAUGAGUACGUACUUGGUGGCGUUUGUAAUUUCGGAUUUGCAGCUGGUUCAGCGGUCGGAGGGUUUUACGCCGCAGAUUAACAUCUGGAGCAGGCCGGAAGUGGGUCGGAUGACGAGUUACGUGCAGCGGUUGACGAUCCGGAUUUUGCCCUACUUGGAGCGGUACUUUGAUUUGAAGUUCAACAUGAAGAAAAUCGAUAUGGUCGCGGUGCCUGACUUUGGCUUUAGCGCGAUGGAGAACUGGGGGCUGAUUACGUUCCGCGAAUCCGCCUUCCUGGUUCCGGAGGACAACAACAAGAGCUCGUCGGCGAAGCAUACGGAGCGGGUUGCGCUCGUGGUCGCUCACGAGCUGGCUCACCAGUGGUUCGGAAAUUUGGUGACUCCGAGGUGGUGGAACGAUCUUUGGCUUAAGGAGGGCUUUGCGACCUACAUGAGCUACGAGUGUUUGAACUUUGCAGAGAAAAAGUGGCGGGUGUUUGAGACGUUUAUCCAGAACGAGCUGCAGAAGGCGUUCGAGAAGGACUCGGACAAGAGUUCGCAUCCGAUUUCGUUUCCGGUUGAUCAUGCGUCGGAUAUUAGGAGGAUUUUUGAUCCAAUUUCCUACUCGAAGGGGGCGUCGAUCAUCCGGAUGAUGAACAGUUUCUUGGGUGGGGACGCGUUCAAGGCGGGGAUUACGAGGUAUUUGGAGAAGUAUCAGUACGACAAUGCUGAGCAGGAGGAUUUGUGGGAGAUUUUGACGGCGUUCGGGCACGAGUACGGGACGUUGCCGGAGAGUUUGGAUGUGAAGGAGAUCAUGGACACGUGGACGCUGCAGCCGGGCUAUCCGGUGAUCACGGCUGAGAGGGUUGGCGAACGUACGAUCAGGAUCACCCAGGAGAGGUACAUGCUGCCGACGAAGGACGCGGCUGAUGAGACGAGGUGGUACGUUCCGAUCACGGUGGUCACCGAGUCUACCAAGGAAUCGAAAGAACCCGUUGAGGUUCGCUGGUUAAGCUUCGAAAAUCGCACGAUCGAGAUGGAAAUCGAGGCUGAUCGCGACGACUACGUCUACCUGAACGUUGAUCGUACCGGCUAUUACCGAGUAAACUACGACUACGCCUCCUGGAAGAAGCUCACCAACAACUUCCCCAACCUUCCCCCAGUGACGCGAUCCCAACUGGUCGACGACGCCUUCAACCUCGCCCGGGCCGAGUUCAUCCAGUACGACAUCCCCCUAACCCUCAUCAUCCUGGUCUCCCAGUACCCCCAGGACAUCCCCGCCUGGUCCUCCCUCACCCGCGGUCUCAACUACCUCAACGACAUGAUGUCCCGCGAACCCGUCUACGAAGCCUUCCUCGCCGUCAUGCGAUCGAUCCUGCGAAAGUCCUUCGAGCAGCUCGGCUUCGAAGACCGGCCCGAGGACGACCACCUUCAGAUGAUGCACCGCGAGCGGAUCGUCGGCCUGGCCUGCAAGUUCGGCAUCGACAAGUGUUCGGUGCGGGCGCAGACGCUCUACCGGCGGUGGAUGACCGACUUCCGGGACAAUCAGAUCCCACCGAAUCUUAAACAAGUCAUCUACUGCACCUCGCUGCGAGACGGAGGCGUUCCCGAGUGGAACUUUGCGUACAAGCGGUACAAGGAGACGGACUCGGCGUCCGAGAAGGAGCUAAUUCUGAGUGCGCUCGGGUGUACGGUGAAGCCGUGGUUGUUGUCCAAAUACCUCAACAUGACGCUGGAUCCGUCGUCGGGAAUUUUGAAACAGGACGGAGCUCGCGCCUUCCAGUCGGUGGCGAAAAAUUACGUCGGAAACGACAUUGCGUUCAACUUCCUGUACGAGAACAUUGAUCGGAUUUCAAAAUACUUCGGCGACGGCUUCUCCACCCUCUCCAAGAUGAUCGACUCCGUCACGUCGCUCAUGAACCAGAAGCACCACAAGGAACAGUUCGACCGGUUCGCGCGCAAGGCCCACAAGCACGGCCUCGGCACGAUCGAGAAGGCGAUCCACCUGGCCGAGGAGCAAAUCCUCAACAACAUCCACUGGCGGUCACGAUCGUACUACAAGCUGGAAGAGUUCCUCAACCAGCUGAUUCGGGAUUUGCACAUGAACAUGUAA
Culex quinquefasciatus (southern house mosquito) is the source of this 4042-nucleotide messenger RNA. RefSeq names its product aminopeptidase N. The record is from RefSeq and is a predicted model, not a curated record. Gene Ontology annotation, cellular component: cytoplasm. The transcript has 10 exons. Gene Ontology annotation, biological process: proteolysis; peptide catabolic process. Gene Ontology annotation, molecular function: peptide binding; metalloaminopeptidase activity; zinc ion binding. The coding region runs from base 860 to 4042 and encodes 1060 amino acids. NCBI's taxonomy places the organism in Eukaryota, Metazoa, Arthropoda, Insecta, Diptera, Culicidae.